Messenger RNA from Zychaea mexicana, 906 nucleotides. RefSeq names its product 4-dihydrotrisporin dehydrogenase. Gene Ontology annotation, molecular function: oxidoreductase activity, acting on the CH-OH group of donors, NAD or NADP as acceptor. Bases 35 to 736 code for a protein of 233 amino acids. NCBI's taxonomy places the organism in Eukaryota, Fungi, Mucoromycota, Mucoromycetes, Mucorales, Lichtheimiaceae. The transcript has 4 exons. The record is from RefSeq and is a predicted model, not a curated record.
UCUAAAUACAAACAAACGAACAAACAAACAAAAAAUGGCUUUAACUUUUGUUGUCACCGGUGCAUCUCGAGGACUUGGCGUUGAGUUCGUCAAGCAACUUUCUGCCAAGGGCCAUACUGUCAUUGCAUGUGCUCGCAACCCUGACAAAUCUGAACAGCUCCAAGCUUUGGUGAACAAUAAGACCGUGUUUGCUGUCAGCUUGGAUACUGUGAAACUAGACUCCGUCAAGGCAGCAGCCGAUAAAAUUCAAGAAUUGGCCCCGAGUGGCGUGGAUGUAUUGAUUAAUAACUCUGGUAUUGUAGGCGACCAUACUCAGGACGUAACAAAUGCCACGGGAGAAAAUUACAUCAAUGUCUUUGAAACCAACGUGGUUGGUACGUCGAAUGUCACCCAAGCACUUUUGCCAUGGCUCCGUAAGCGCAACACGCGCAAAAUUGUGAAUAUUACUUCCAUCCUUGGCUCUAACGAUUUUACUACCACCGGUAGUUCUCCAGCCUAUCGUAUAUCCAAAGCGGCCGAGAACAUGCUAAGCAGAGGUUGGGCUGGUCAACUUGGCGAAGAAUCGUUUGUGGUUUUGGCCAUGCAUCCCGGAUGGGUCCAGACAGACAUGGGCACAUCGAAGGCUCCAGUUACCCCAGAACAAUCGAUCAGUGGUAUGCUCUCGGUGAUCGAAAACAUGUCUAAAGAAACAAACGGCAAGUUCUUGUCAUUCGAAGGCGAAGAGCUCAAGUGGUAGUAAAGAAAGGGACAUACAUACAUAAAAUAGAUUGUUCAUGUUACUUUUAGUAAGAAUAGAAAAUGAAUAUAUUGAUUCUUGUCUUUCUCAGAUAUGAAAUACAACGGUCCAUGGUCGUAGUAGUAGCAUAAAAAAGAAGAAUAUUCAAAUGAGUGUCGAGUACAUAGAAG